AUGGCCGAAACGAGGCCGGUCUUCUUUUUUGAUAUUGACAACUGCCUCUAUCCUAAGAGUCUAAAGGUCCACGAUCACAUGACUGAAUUGAUAGACCAAUACUUCAUCAAGCAUCUGGAAUUGAGCCGUGAUGAUGCCUACAGGCUUCACCAAGACUACUAUAAGACCUACGGUUUGGCAAUUGAGGGAUUGGUGCGGCAUCACAAGAUCGACCCUCUGGAGUACAACCGUCAAGUAGAUGAUGCCCUACCGCUCGAAUCAAUCAUCUUUCCGGAUCCACAGCUUCGAAAGCUCCUUGAGGAUAUGGACAAGACUAAAGUCAAACUAUGGCUCUUCACCAACGCAUACAUCAACCAUGGGCGGCGAGUAGUACGCUUGCUUGGGGUUGAAGAUAUGUUUGAAGGGAUAACCUUCUGCGAUUACGCUGAGACGCCGAUGAUCUGCAAACCCCAUCCAGAAAUGUUUAACAAGGCGAUGAGGGAGGCUGGUAUUAAAGAGUUCAAAGACUGCUAUUUUGUUGAUGAUUCUGCGCUGAAUUGCCGCAAAGCCGAGGAAAUUGGAUGGAACACCGCUCAUCUUGUCGAGGAAGGGGAGCCGCUGCCUGCCCAGAAGCCUUGCAAGUACCAGAUUCGCCAUUUGGAGGAGCUAAGAACUCUUUUUCCACAGUUUUUCAAGAACCCGUAG
Molecule: messenger RNA, 684 nt
Organism: Amorphotheca resinae ATCC 22711
Lineage: Eukaryota; Fungi; Ascomycota; Leotiomycetes; Helotiales; Amorphothecaceae
Exons: 4
Coding region: 1-684 (227 amino acids)
Biological process (GO): nucleotide catabolic process; pyrimidine nucleobase metabolic process
Molecular function (GO): nucleotidase activity
Source: RefSeq, a predicted model, not a curated record